ACCACUGUGCGACUCUUCAUGAGUAGUUUGAAACAUGGCAGAUUUGGUGGCUCUGUUCACGUCAGUUGGUCUUAGUGAGCAAAAAGCUAAAGAAACCUUGAAAAAUGAAGCCCUCAGUUCGGCUCUCAAGGACGCUAUAUCUCAGGCACAGACCAUCUUCGGAUCCGCGCCUAUUGACAAGGCCAUGGGUACCCUCCUGUACAGCAUGGCUUCUCGGCUUCGGGAUACACGCCGACUGCCUUUCCUCACGGAACACAUAGUCAAACGCAAGAUAAACACAGAACUGCAGCUGUCAGCGGCUCUGGACUUUAUCAAGGGCCACCCUGAAGACCCAUUGGACCAGAAAGCCUUUGAGACCGCCUGUGGUGUGGGCGUGGUCAUUACACCUGAGCAGAUUGAAGAUGCGGUUGAGCUGGUGAUCAGAAAACAUAAAGAUGAGCUCCUCAAAGAAAGAUAUCGCUUCAAUAUGGGUCUACUCAUGGUGGAGGCCCGAACUGCCCUGAAAUGGGCUGAUGGAAAGACGAUAAAGAAUGAGGUGGACAUGCAGGUCUUACACCUCCUGGGCCCAAAGACUGAGGCAGACCUGGAGAAGAAACCCAAGGUAGCCAAAGCCAAAAUCCCAGAGAAGGAAAAACAAGAGGAACAAGUGGCAGUUAAUGGUGAAGUAAAAAUGGAGAGCAAGUCUCUGAUGGAGCAGCUGAGAGGAGAGGCCCUGAAGUUUCAUAAACCAGGUGAGAAUUACAAGACAGAGGGCUAUGUCAUGACCCCAAACACCAUGAACCUGUUGAAGCAGCACCUGGAGAUCACUGGGGGACAGGUCCGCACUCGCUUCCCUCCAGAACCCAACGGUAUUCUACACAUCGGCCACGCUAAAGCCAUCAACUUUAACUUCGGUUACGCCAAGGCUAAUGAUGGGAUUUGCUUCCUGCGCUAUGACGACACAAACCCAGAGAAAGAGGAGGAGAAAUACUUCACAGCCAUCAGAGAGAUGGUGGAGUGGCUUGGUUAUAAGCCAUAUGCCAUCACUCAUGCCUCUGAUAAUUUCCAGCGUCUUUAUGAACUGGCUGUGGAGCUGAUUCGCAGGGGUCAUGCGUAUGUGUGUCAUCAGCGUGGGGAGGAGCUGAAGGGUCAUAAUGUGGCAGUGUCUCCGUGGAGGGAGCGGCCGGUGGAGGAGUCACUGGUUCUGUUUGAGAGGAUGAGGAAAGGCCUGUUCGCUGAGGGAGAGGCCACACUCAGGAUGAAACUGGUCAUGGAGGACGGAAAGAUGGACCCAGUGGCUUACCGCAUCAAAUACACACCUCACCACAGGACUGGUGACACCUGGUGUAUAUACCCCACGUAUGACUAUACCCACUGUCUCUGUGACUCCAUCGAACACAUUACUCACUCGCUCUGUACCAAAGAGUUCCAGGCUAGACGGUCAUCAUAUUUCUGGCUGUGUAAUGCUCUGGAUGUGUACUGCCCUGUGCAGUGGGAGUAUGGAAGAUUAAACCUUACUUACACAGUCGUCUCCAAGAGGAAAAUCAUCAAACUGGUGGAGACUGGAGCUGUCAGAGACUGGGACGACCCCCGACUCUUCACACUCACUGCUCUGAGGAGGCGGGGCUUCCCUCCACAGGCCAUCAACAACUUCUGUGCGCGGGUGGGAGUGACAGUUGCUCAGACGACGAUGGAGCCCCACCUGUUGGAGGCGUGCGUGAGGGAGGUGUUAAACGACACUGCUCCCCGAGCCAUGGCUGUCCUCGAACCUCUGAAAGUCACCAUCACCAACUUACCACCGACUGCACAGAGGGAUGUACGAGUUCCAGAUUUUCCUGCUAACGAGGCGAAGGGCAACCAUGUUGUUCCGUUCUCAAAAACCAUCUUCAUCGAGCAGACUGACUUUAAAGAGGUUACAGAAAAGGGCUACAAGCGCCUGACACCUGAUCAGCCUGUCGGUUUGAGGCAUGCUGGUUAUGUCAUCUCGGUGCAACGAGUCAUCAAGGAUGGCAGUGGGAAGGUGGUUGAGUUAGAGGUGACAUGCGCCAGCUCUGACUCUGUCGAAAAACCUAAAGCAUUCAUCCACUGGGUCAGCCAGCCCCUGCAGUGUGAAGUGCGCCUUUAUGAAAGACUGUUCUUACACAAAAACCCAGAGGACCCAGCUGAGGUCCCCGCUGGCUUCCUGAGUGACAUUAACCCUAAUUCCCUGCAAGUGAUUGACUGUGCCUUAGUGGAUCUCUCAGUGGCCAAGGCCAAAGUCUUUGACAAGUUCCAGUUUGAGCGACUGGGUUAUUUCUCCUUGGAUCCUGACAGUACAGCUGAAAAGCUCAUUUUCAACAGAACAGUGACACUCAAGGAGGACCCAGGGAAGAUCUGAUUGGACGAAACAGAAGUAAAGCCCAUGUGGCCAAUGAGCAAAGAGCCAUAUCUGUGUCGGUUUCUGGAUCUCCACCUCUGCUCACGCGACUGUUUUUUUGCGAUCAGUAUGAAAUGUAUUCCCAUUCUCUGUGAAGGCAUGUGAGAAGGGUGUGUGUGUGCUGAGCAGGUCAAACACAGGUGCGCUGUUUAUUUUACCUGGCAGGUCACCUUUUAUAAACACUUUACAUACCUCUGGGCAUUUGUUAUGGUGGAGGGGAGAUCCAUUUGAAAUUUGGAAUAAAAUUUAUUUAAUCAAAGCUU
This is a messenger RNA of Chanos chanos (milkfish), 2658 nucleotides long. RefSeq names its product glutaminyl-tRNA synthetase 1 (gene qars1). Bases 35 to 2356 code for a protein of 773 amino acids. Gene Ontology annotation, molecular function: ATP binding; glutamine-tRNA ligase activity. The transcript is spliced from 23 exons. The record is from RefSeq and is a predicted model, not a curated record. NCBI's taxonomy places the organism in Eukaryota, Metazoa, Chordata, Actinopteri, Gonorynchiformes, Chanidae. Gene Ontology annotation, biological process: glutaminyl-tRNA aminoacylation; translation. Gene Ontology annotation, cellular component: cytoplasm; cytosol; aminoacyl-tRNA synthetase multienzyme complex.